Molecule: messenger RNA, 3328 nt
Organism: Betta splendens (Siamese fighting fish)
Lineage: Eukaryota; Metazoa; Chordata; Actinopteri; Anabantiformes; Osphronemidae
Gene: usp46
Product: ubiquitin specific peptidase 46
Exons: 9
Coding region: 365-1474 (369 amino acids)
Biological process (GO): protein deubiquitination
Cellular component (GO): nucleus; cytosol
Molecular function (GO): cysteine-type endopeptidase activity; cysteine-type deubiquitinase activity
Source: RefSeq, a predicted model, not a curated record
UCCCCCUGGUGGGUGGGACCACAGCGCUUCCUCACACAACAGGCAUGUUCCUUGAUCGCUGCUAACAACCUGCUGUCUGCAACUUGCUCCCGCCGCUCUUCACUCAUGCUUUGACGGUUUUUGACGGUGGCGUUUGCGACGUACGAGGAUGAGGAUGAGGCCGUGCGGACUGUGAGCGCAGCGUGACCCUCGGCCCCGUGCUGCCUGCACGGCGCACGGCGUCUCUCUGCCCGCUGUCUGACGCUCGGGGUUGCAGUCCGGCCUCCUGCGGCGGCUGCGAAUUAACAUCAUUCCUACGCGUCGCCUGGCUCUGAAACCAUGUUUAUUUCGUAAAGAUGGCGGCGAGGGGGACACUGUAAACUAAAUGACUGUCAGAAACAUCGCCUCCAUUUGUAAUAUGGGCACCAAUGCCUCUGCUCUGGAGAAAGACAUCGGCCCGGAGCAAUUCCCCAUCAAUGAACACUACUUUGGGUUGGUCAACUUCGGGAACACGUGCUACUGCAACUCGGUGCUCCAGGCGCUCUACUUCUGCCGGCCGUUCCGGGAGAACGUGCUGGCCUACAAGGCCCAGCAGAAGAAGAAGGAGAACCUGCUCACGUGCCUGGCCGACCUCUUCCACUCCAUCGCCACGCAGAAGAAGAAGGUGGGCGUCAUCCCGCCCAAGAAGUUCAUCUCGCGCCUGCGGAAGGAGAACGACCUGUUCGACAACUACAUGCAACAGGAUGCGCACGAGUUCCUCAACUACCUGCUGAACACGGUGGCCGACAUCCUGCAGGAGGAGAAGAAGCAGGAAAAGCAGAACGGACGCCUCAAGAACAACGGCGCCGCCGUCCCGGCCGAGAACGAGGCGGAGAACAAGACGGAGCCCACGUGGGUUCACGACAUCUUCCAAGGCACCCUGACCAACGAGACGCGCUGCCUCAACUGUGAAACGGUGAGCAGCAAAGAUGAGGAUUUCCUGGAUCUGUCCGUAGACGUGGAGCAGAACACCUCCAUAACACACUGUCUCAGGGACUUCAGCAACACAGAGACUUUGUGCAGCGAGUACAAGUACUACUGUGAGACGUGCUGCAGCAAGCAGGAGGCACAGAAGCGGAUGCGAGUGAAGAAGCUCCCAAUGAUCCUGGCGCUGCACCUGAAGCGGUUCAAGUACAUGGAGCAGCUGCACCGCUACACCAAGCUGUCCUACAGGGUGGUGUUCCCCCUGGAGCUGCGUCUGUUCAACACGUCGGGAGACGCCGUCAACCUGGACCGCAUGUACGACCUGGUGGCGGUGGUGGUUCACUGUGGCAGUGGCCCAAACAGAGGUCAUUACAUCACCAUAGUGAAGAGUCACGGCUUCUGGCUGUUGUUCGACGACGACAUUGUGGAGAAAAUUGACGCCCAGGCCAUCGAGGAAUUCUACGGGCUUACCUCAGACAUCUCCAAGAACUCUGAGUCAGGAUACAUCCUGUUCUACCAGUCCAGGGAGUGACUGGAGCCUGGCCACGGACACAGGAUGAGACUGAAUAGGUUUUUUUUUUUUUAACCCUUCAGCCUAACACACUUAGAGUCCUGCCAUCUCCAUCUCGUGCUGCUCCUCUCCUUUAGGUCGAGCCUCUCGGACACGUGCCAACGUUCUGUCCCAGCGUCAGCCUCUGGGUUACCUGUGCUACCCCCCCCUCUCUCUCUAAUACAUUAGUUUAUUUUUUAGUCACCUGCAUCUGGACUGCACUUUAAAGCAAACGCAAACUAAAAGGAGCCGAUAGCCACAUUGAUCCCCACGUGGCUGGCGUAGACUAGUAGGAGAAGCAGGAACGCGAUGCGGUGCAUAGGGACAGCUGGCAGGAACAACACUGUCACUGUGUAGAAGGCCUACGUCCAUGACGCCUCCGCCCUUCACCGCUCUCACUCUGACCAUCGCUGCGCUGCGUGAAGCUGAUACACUGUAUAUUGUGCACAUUCAAAGCAAUAUCAAAGCUAUUGCAGUACUAACAAGCCUACAUCGACCCAAACCGAGUAACUUGACAUCGGAUCCUCCCAUUAUCGCCCUUCGUGCGACUGUCAGCUGUGACUCAGCUUAGUCUAACAAGCAGUAACACUAAAACCCAACUGAGCCUGAACACUACGCCCCUGCAGGUGUCCUCAUUGAAAUCAGCUGGAUCUUUAUCUUUUCUAUUCUGACAGAAACCUUCUAUUUAUUAAAUGUAUCCUAUUUAUUGCUAUUAUAUUAUACUAGGUGAUGAAGGUGUGUUAAGACUCUCAGUGAUGCACAAUCUAAUAGGACAGAGAACCAAUGUAAUAUUAUAGUUUGCAUGUUAAAUGAAAAUAGAGGAUUAUGACCCAAUCCAGAUGAAAACGUGAAACCAGUGAGUUCACAGUCAGUCUGUUCCUGAUGGAUCUUUUCCCGGUGCUGCGUGUUCAUUCUCUCAGCCACCCAGCCGACUGAACCCCCCCCCCCCCCGCGCGCGCACACACACACACACACACCUCCCACCUGCUGGGAUGCUCCUCGUCCACCCUGCGCCUCGUGACAGUGACAGUGUGUCCUGUUGUUCCGAUUAUUGUUUGUCUAUUGCUCAGAUUCCGCCUGGCGCAACAUCCGCUCCGCUGUUUUUCUAGGAGUUACGUUCCUCGCGGCUGCGCUGCCGCGUCUCGGUACGGAGAACGGGGAGGAGCGGGCCGAACCCGCAUGCGAAGCGUUGAAGCUGCAGGCGCUGAUCUCACUCGUUUCACCAUCUCUUUCCGUUUAGUCCGAUACUGAGUGAAGACACGGUGAACACGUGCCAAACUGACUCCAGUUGACCUGCUGACCUCGCAGGCGUCUUUAAUGGAACACUAUUUUCUUUGUAAAGAGACAAGUGUACAUUAUAUAUUAUGUAGAAAACACUUCUGGACAUAGGAGAUAUUUUUUUAAAGUAGCGAUAACGAUGUAAAGACAUUCAUGGCUUCACUCUGAGCAUUGGUGUGACCCUCUUAGCAAAUACUGUGCUCCUUUACAAUCACUGGUGGAACCGCUCAGAAGCCGCCGUCUGUCCAUCACGUCGCCGUUGCUGGGUCGAACUGAGCCAGGACCGGAACCGGGUGAGCGGUGAGAGACUUAACACUGAUCUUCCAUUAACACUUAUGCACUCACUCUCACGGAGAGUUGCACUUGGUCUUAUAUUACUGUGAUAACGCUCUGCCCGUGCGGGCCCGUGUGCGGGGAGCCCCGCGUCGGCCGGGAGCCGACUGAAAACUGAAAGUGCACUUUACGAGUGACGAGCUUCGAUGCUUUAACAUGAAGAACCACGGUCUAACACGCUCAUUGUGAGUUCUCUCGUCUGUUCAAUAAAAUGUUUAUCAACUG